AUGGACGAUAUAAGAAUAUCGAAGUACCAUCGAAUGGGCCAAUUCCACGAUAAACAGAUGUCACCCAGACCAAUGUUUGUCCAAGUGUCGGACCCCAUACACAAAGAAGCGAUAAUGAAGGUCGUGUACAAGCUGAAGGAGAAGAAAUCCCCAGUACGGAUCAGCCAGCAACUACCCGAAGCGAAACGAGAACAUAGGAUCCGCCUAAACGAAAUCCAGUCACAGUACGCAAAGAAAAACAUUACAACAGUGGUCAAGCGGGAUAGACUGGUUUUUUCUAACGGUACAACAUACCGGGACAAAACGGGCGGACGACCACAAGCAGACGAGAUACUGGUGGCAGACGAGGACACAAAGGAUUACGCCUCCGGUGAUAUCAUAGAAGAUAACGGUAACCGUUUCGAAGCUCGAGCCGUACAGGUAAAGACGCACCGAGAGGUAAGGAAAGAACUGGUUAAUUUGCUACGCCUACCCAAUGUGUCUAGUGCAACACAUAAUGUGUAUGCCUAUCGUUUCGUGAACCAGGAUGGGGUCAUCCAAGAGGGAUCAGAGGAUGAUAACGAACACGGCGCGGGACGUACGCUCCUACGGACGCUUAGAGAAAAUAACGUGCAAAACGCUAUGGUACGUACUCGCGUCAAGAUGGUACGCAUGUAA
Molecule: messenger RNA, 657 nt
Organism: Magallana angulata
Lineage: Eukaryota; Metazoa; Mollusca; Bivalvia; Ostreida; Ostreidae
Product: protein IMPACT homolog
Exons: 1
Coding region: 1-657 (218 amino acids)
Biological process (GO): regulation of translational initiation
Cellular component (GO): cytoplasm
Source: RefSeq, a predicted model, not a curated record